AUGCUUCACCCAAUUCUUGAUCUGAGCAGCUUCAACGACUAUUCAUUCUUGCUUUCGGGUUCAUUUCCAUCAAACUCAAGCAACAAUGGUAUCUUGGUGAAGCCUGUACGUUUUACGCGAUUUGCUGAAGCAACGCUCGCUGACCAUUCAGUGCCGUCGUUUGUGGUCGGCGCGCUGCUAGGCCCAUUCUGUGCUGGCCUCAUCGAUGUCAAUCGGUGGGUCGGGAAGGAUGAUGUGGGUGACGCUGCAUACGCUCUCACUCGUCUUGUGAUUGGCAUCCAAAUGGUCAAGGUUGGCUAUGAGCUGCCGAAACGAUACCUUCGGUUACGACUGGUCGAGUUGACAAUCUGCCUGCUUCCCUUGAUGACGCUGCAGUGGCUACUCACAUCUUCGUGCAUUUUGUUGAUGAUACCCCACAUAUCUUUCCUAACCGCGUUGAUCAUCGGAUCUUGUGUGAUCUGCAUCGACCCGGUUCUAUCUCAGGCCAUUGCAAAAGGCCCUACGUUCGUCGACACCUGCGCGAGUUCAUCUCAGCUGAGGCCGGAGGAAAUGAUGGCUUUGGAUUCCCCUUUUUUAAUAUUAUCGAUCGCUCUCCUACGCUACGCCGAUUCGCCAGCUAAUGAAAUAUCCAAACGCGAUUGGAUUGGAGAGAAGGACACCGGGCGGUUUGGAGGGGAUGUCAGUCGUGCGCUGGCACACUGGGCUGUGGAGGGCGUGCUAUACAUGAUAAUCAUGGGCUCUGGUUAUGGAUUACUUGUGGGAUUUCUCGGUCGAAAGGGUAUUAAUUUGGCUUCUAAACGAAGAUGGGUCGACAGGGAGAGCUUCUUUUUGUUCCCAGUCGCUAUUGGGAUGUUUGUUGUCGGCACAUGUGGGUGUUUCGGAUCCGACGAGACGUUGGCCUGUUUUAUCGCCGGAUGCGCAUUGAAUUGGGAUGGAUUAUACCAUUCCGAGAUUGAAGCCCGGCACGACUCUUUCAACAACUCCAUUGAGAUGGUUCUCAACUUUGCGACUUUCAUGUUUAUCGGCGCAGUUAUGCCUGGGACCAGCUGCAUCUUCCACAAGUCACCGGAAUCACUGUCUCACGACUCGUUACGCUGGGUAUUCUGGUGGUUCUAUUCCGCCGCAUUCCAGCCGUUCUAA
Penicillium cosmopolitanum is the source of this 1140-nucleotide messenger RNA. RefSeq names its product Cation/H+ exchanger. Bases 1 to 1140 code for a protein of 379 amino acids. NCBI's taxonomy places the organism in Eukaryota, Fungi, Ascomycota, Eurotiomycetes, Eurotiales, Aspergillaceae. Gene Ontology annotation, cellular component: plasma membrane. Gene Ontology annotation, molecular function: sodium:proton antiporter activity. The record is from RefSeq and is a predicted model, not a curated record. Gene Ontology annotation, biological process: sodium ion export across plasma membrane; proton export across plasma membrane; regulation of membrane potential. The transcript is spliced from 6 exons.